UCAUUACUCACAUACCGACGAGACGAGCCAAAACGCACGCCGAGUUUUUUAGCACAAAGUUAACAACUGUAGUUGGGGCUACGUUGCGCCAGCAUACUUUUAUUGAACCUCUCAUCGAUAUCCGAGUGAUUGACACAACGACCAAACUGAACUUCGACUUAGCACUGUGUCCGCCUGGGUUGCCUGAAAUAAGGAUUAACAGAAUGGAUUUGGUAGAUCCGAAAUUUAAAAGGGCAGAUGUUGGGCCACCAAUAGUUAGGUGUAAAGAGAGAAAACGCAAAGAGAGCGGUCGGAAAUCUCCAAAAAAGACCAAAGACAAGAGCAAGUGCCCUUCGGCGUCGGCGUCGUCGCCGUUGGACAAGGGAAUGACGACGAUUGCCCAAAAACCGGCUCAGAUCAACCCCCUAAUGACGAUAUUGAUGAAUUCUAGACAACAGCAGCAGCAGCAGCAGCAACAUCUACUGCAGUACGACCAACCGGCUAUCGAUAAAUUGCCCGAGAGGAUGUCCGCAUGUCGCACGUUGGUGCUGCAGCUUCCAGAACACCUGGACCAUAGUGAACCCAAAAGGUCUGUACCGAUUUCCUUCAGUCGAAAGUUGCCUGUCCGAAAGUGUAUAGUGCCGGACGAGUUCAAAUUGAAAAUGUGCUUGCAAUGGUGAAAAUUUAGGGCUCGCCAACAAUGUAAUCAAUUAAGGACCCCACCUUAUUAAUAAUAAAAUCACAGCGGUCGACGGGUUUUGUUUUUGUUCCUUUAUUUUUAAUGAAAAGGUCCACGUAGCCAAGUGACCGCAGCCUUUUGUAAGUUUUGUGCUUACUCGGCGGUGACCCGCGAACAUACACGUAUUCUCACAACACUCAUUAGCUGACCCAGCAUCGCAUAAUAAUAAUAAUAAUAAUAAUAACAUAUUAUAAGCGAGUUCAACCCGCGUUUGAUAGUGAUUUAUGAAUUCUAUUCAAGGGGGUUUUGCGAACGGGGCGAUAAUAAUAUUAAUCGUCACAACAAGGGAAAGAGAAAAAAAUCUGUGCUCAGUAAAGUAAUUAACCUUCCUGGGCCGUAUUCGCAUUACGACGUGUACACUAUUUCAGUGACCCGGUCUGUAUGCAUCCUUAUAGACCGAGUAUAAUCAUAUGGUAAUGCCCUCUUUUGCAUAAAUUAAAACAGCUGCCAGAGGGACAACCGGUCGUAGUCGACCUACUUAAACAUUUAAAAAUGAUUCUCUCUACACCCCCACGCUCCGCGUUCGGUAAUGGCUGAGGUUGGCAGCCUUGAAAACGUGUAUACAACUAAGUGAGUGUUGUGCGAGGUCGGGCGUAUUUACAACCCCUACUCAAGUGUAGUUCUAAGUACAUUAUUUCGAGUGUGACUAUUUUUCCACCAAAUACCAUAAGAGCAUGUUAUAUAUUUUUUUGUUCGCGGCCAAGGUUAUGUCGGUGGUGGCGUUCAAGUCUCUCGAAGGCCGUAGUGUAAAUGGAAUGGAAUCAGUAUAAAAACAAAUGAAUAGAGGAAAUUUUUCGUGAACAAUUUAUUAAUAACUAGGAGUGGUAAUACAAGUUAAAACGCAUGUAAAUACACAAGGGUUAGAAGACGCCAUCGUCAAAGAUUUAUCCGGUUGGAGAUCACAGACGACAACGAGGGUGGAAUAUUAAUAAUACAACAGUAAUAGUGAUAAUGAUGACGAAGAGAAACUGCAGCAGGUCGUGUACCGUGUGGGAAAAUCGUCUCGUAUACGUUGAUAAAUGGUUGUUUUCGUUUCUUUUCUCUCUCUCUUUUCCGAUAUCUCGUGGCAAAUUCUCGAACAAUAAUAAUAAAAAAAACUCGUAAUGAUAACCAUUAUUGUGUUGUACAGUUGAUUUUUUUUUUGGCUUUCUUUUAAUUUAAAAAUCUCCCUCAUAAUACACUCUGCAGUGUGUACGCACAUAACAGGUAGGCGGAUCCCUGCGCUGUUGGCCAAUAUUUUACAACGCUUCUUCUCGGUCGUCAUGUUAACUCCAUUAUAAUGUGCAUUCGACAGAGGCGCCAGUUUGGCGAUGGUUAUGUCUGGAACACACCGUGUAUGUGCUCGAGCAAUGUGUUUAUAUGUGUGAUCACCGAUGGAAUCUUGGAGGCUUGGCCGCGUCCAUCGGCAACGCCGCCUUAUAAAACAACGUGUAUAAUGCACGUGUGUGACGAGGCGCACCAGAGGGUUGUUUUUUCGAGUCAAGGACGCGUGGUGGGGGUACGUGCUCUACACAAUUGUAGAAAUCUGUGCUCUGUCGUUUCAAGGUCGGUACACAAACACAAUGUUGGUCGUCAUCCACCGAUUUCCAAGGUAACUGCGGUGGGCGCGGUGAUUAUGGUGGUGGUAGUAUAGUGGCGGCAGAGAAGAAAAAUGUGCACAUGAAGAUUGUAUAAAAACACCCUUCGGAUUGUAUAAUAUAAUAUUUUGUAAUUAUUAUUAUUGUCUGUUUAUAGGAUACCCUUCUACGAACAGAACUCGUACACGAGUAUAUAGUAGUGCAGUAAUAAUAACAAAACGAUCUCAGUUAAUUUCAUAAUAAUAGUGAGCGCGACAGCGGUAAAGACUAGAGGAUAUGUUACAGAGGUAGCACUUUAGUGGGGAAAAUUUGCUGUAGAAAUAUAUUUUUCAAGGAAAAUAACUCUUUUUGACAUUAUCAAUUUAAUAAUAACUCGAAAAAUCUAUUCAUUAUUAAUGUUAAAAUGUAUCUAAAAUGUUUAUUACUUCGUAGAACCACGUAACCUCAAAGACGUUUUGUUAGGUCAACGACGUAAUUACUUAUAAAAUUGCAAUUUUUCGGUAAAGUUUGAAAAAAUCCAGAUAAGAUAGAACGAUAGAAAGUUAAAUAAAAGUAAAAAUACAAUUUGUAGAGUCAAGUAAAGUACUAUCUCGUGACUCCACUAUGUGCAAAAAAUGAAAAUCUUUGAUAUCCACAAAUUCGGUAAUAACUGAUCUACGAAUUGAAACUUCUCUUUUGCAGAAGCACCGAUUUGUUUCAUUGACACCAUAGGUGUAUCUACGGUGGUGUUUGAAAGCAGGAUGGGCAUAGAAUUAUUAGUUAUAACACGACUAAACUAAUGAGUGAUAUGACAAUUUUUUUUUCUAAGUUUUUGUAAAUGUAUAAUUAAAUACAAAGGAGGGUGAAUUUCUAAUUUUACAAUUAUUCACUUUUUGCGAAACGUCGAUAAAAAAAAAAAAAAGUUAUGAUUGGUAUGUGCAGAGAGUUAAAUAAAAUGCACUAUGUUAAUGAUUAUUUUUUUAGCUAUAUAUUGUAGUAAAAUUAUCAGGAUCGCUCGUGUAUGAUAUAUUUUUUUCAAAAUCUCGUGGGUUUUAAAUGUUAAAUCGUCAAAGAUUCUGAACAUUGAUAUACAGUUAUAUACAUGUGAUUUUUGUGCCGUUAAUUAAAAAAUUAUGUCUAAUUAAGGUGCUCAUUUUCAUUGCAAUAGAGGCAUUCAUUAAUCGGGUAAAAAUUUACCUAAUACGACAACAACAAUGUAUGCAACGAAAGCGGAACAACGACAGAAAAUCGAGAAACGCUUAAUUGUCUCACAAGAAUUCGAUGGUACAAUUAAUAUUUGCUCGCCAGUAAUUUAAUAUAUAUGAUAAUUGCAGAUAAAUUUUCCGUUUCGACGAAUUCGCAAUGUUGUAGCCUAAAAGGUCGUAGUGUUGAAUGACAAAGUACAAUUAGCUACGCGCAAAUGUCUGGACGCCUUUGAAAUUAAGCACAUCAAUAUUAAGCAACACUUUUAUGUUUUCAGUAAACGUAUUUAGUCCAGACGGUCUGAGAAUAUUUUUGUCGGGUGCAAGUUUGUCGUAAGGCUGACGGGGAAACGUUUGAAGUUGGUGGCACGAUGUUUGUGUGUAUUUUUACCGAACAGUAAUGUUUAGUUGGCCUAUUGAUAAUAAUGUUCUAUUGUCGGGCAGGUCUCGUCGGCGACGACUGUAAACGCACGUACAGAGCGAGUUUGUCAUUAUUUCAACGAUGAAACAGAGUGACGGGGACGAGUAGAAACCGCUGCCGGCCGAACGAAUAUCACAUUGUAAAUCGUUAUGGUUCAGAUUUAUUUCGUCUAGUCAAAUAUUUACCGACACCACAAACACGAAAUCAGCGAACGGAAGUUUUAUCGGCGACACCUGGGAACGACUCUCGUCCGGUUGACGUGUCAACGUUGUUCGCGUGUGUUCUCGUGUUCGAGAAUAAAUUAUCAACGCACACAGUGCCGCCGACUGACGACAAUUGCGGUAAUAAUUCUCUCGACGUGUUAUUGUUGUUGUAUUAUUUACUCGAGAGAAAAAAAAAAAAGUCAAGGCUGUUUUUCCGUCCAAUAAAAACAGCGGGGGCUUGACUGGGAAACGCACCAAGUAUUGUUAACUUACCUACCGCCACAAACUAUCGCUUGGAAUCGCUAGACGUUUUUAUUGAGCACACGUGACAUGUGUCGGGUGAAAUCAUUUAAAAUCAUAAUUCUGCGCCAUUAUACAUUCAGAUAUCAUUUAAAGCGCAACAGACCUCCUAAAACACCAAACGAUUCGAGCCCAUAAAAAUUCGCCAUCAUUUGAUUUGUUCGACAAAAAUAAG
Molecule: messenger RNA, 4575 nt
Organism: Daktulosphaira vitifoliae (grape phylloxera)
Lineage: Eukaryota; Metazoa; Arthropoda; Insecta; Hemiptera; Phylloxeridae
Exons: 3
Coding region: 204-659 (151 amino acids)
Source: RefSeq, a predicted model, not a curated record